Emericellopsis atlantica is the source of this 702-nucleotide messenger RNA. RefSeq lists its product as uncharacterized. The coding region runs from base 176 to 553 and encodes 125 amino acids. Lineage: Eukaryota; Fungi; Ascomycota; Sordariomycetes; Hypocreales; Bionectriaceae. The transcript has a single exon. The record is from RefSeq and is a predicted model, not a curated record.
CCUAAGUGGCAGGGGUCCGAUAUGAACGUGGGGAAGGCGAUUGGCUAGUCAAGUAGGUUUUAACUCUAAAGGAUAAAGAUGGCGCCGCGUUCUUUGGUCAACCUUCUGGGCUCGCCUUUGGGUUUACGCGUGCUUGCCCCCAAUGGACGCGAAAAUAUGACACACUUGUCUCUCCAUGAGGAUUCGUGUUGCUUGGCGACUUGUGUCUCUGUCUCUGUCGUCAGAGCACGUGGUCUCAUGGCCGUUCUGUCACGGUGGAGAGAGCUCUUGGAGGCAAAAGGACCUGCCGAUUGUUCCCACGCUUGGGUCGCUGAUACACAGAGUUCAUGUACGCGGAGGUCUCCGACGAGAAGAGGUCAAGUGGCGAAUCAGCGCGAGAUUCGUCGUUGGCCUUGGAUUCUGCGUCUUUCGACAUGCCUUUUUCGGUAAGGAGCCGUUAGAGCCGUCAGAGGCGCCAAGUGAGAUUGGCGAGAUACAAGGGCCCUUUGUUCGGAAGGCUGGCUCAUUGAGGCAUCUGGCAUGUGGCGGUGGGCUUCAAUUGUAUCGCGAUUGAUGUCCCUCCGAGGUCGGCGAGAUGCUUCUUGUUUUCGAGUUGGUUGGCCUACUCAGGAGAUACAAGCAUCCCAGUGGGAUUGAAUCAGCUUUGCUUCAACAUGCGCAAUUGGCUAGAUUUCUGGGGCGACUUGUCCUGGCUAAGAAUUC